UCAAACUUGUAGCAUAAAUAAAAAAAAUGAAACAUAUAUGGAAUUGGUUUAAGAAGGAUUCUUCAACAAAUUCAUAUGAACGAAUUCUUUCACAAUUAGCAUUAGAAAUAAAUCAUCAUGAAUCCCGUUUAUCUACAUUUAGACUUCGCUCUGUACGUGUCAAAAGACUUUUUACUUUAUAUUGUACAAUUCUAUAUCUUAUUUAUUUCUUAAUAUGGAUUUUAUUUUAUAUGCGGAACACAGAAGAUAUUGAAAAAUGGUUCCUAAGACUUUCCAUCCUUAUUAUUUCUCUCUUUUGUAUUUAUUUUGGACGAGUAAUAUUUACCAUUUAUUAUACAAAAAUGAUUUCAUCAGAAGAAUCAAGUUUAGAACUUUUGAGGACUAAGCAAUAUGAAAAAGUAGAAGAACUUAAAGCUAAAACAAAUUUUUAUUCAACACAAUUAUUAAUUGAUCGAUAUUCUGGAUCUCAAAGAAAUACACCAGAAAAACCUGCUGUCUCUUUACUUGAUCUUAAUGAUUCAGGAAAAAAAACACCAAAACAUAGUUUUUCAUCCUCAAGCGUUGAUUUUUUACAACCUACUUUCCAACAUUCAAAUCAACAAAAUCAAACUUCUAAUCUUCGACUAAGACACACAAAUAAUAGCAAUACGGAUAACUCUAUUCAUGAAUCUUUUUUUACAACUUCUGAUACACCGUUUCCUACUGAUUCUUACGUCAAACUAUCUCAAGAUAAUUCAUUUAUUUCUAGAAUUUUAAAUUUUAUCAUUGGUCCAGAUGAAACAUCCCCUGAAAAUAGAUAUGCUUUAAUAUGUAAAAAAUGUGGAACUCAUAAUGGUUUAGCUCCAUAUGGAGAAAAAUGGGAAUCAAUUAAAUACAUCUGCAUGAAUUGUGGAAUAUGGAAUGGAAAUAUAAAGCAAAAUGCAAAAGACACGAAAAAUACUGAAGAUCCUUUAAGUAUAUCUAAUAGCAUUCCAAACCCAAAUGAAACAGUUGAAAAUCAAGAAGAAAUAGGCCUUAAAACAUCAAAACCAGAUAAAGUCAAACUAUUAAAGCAAACUAUCAAAACUAUAUAAUUAAAACAUAUUAAACAUACACACACACACACACAC
Pneumocystis murina B123 is the source of this 1109-nucleotide messenger RNA. RefSeq lists its product as hypothetical. The record is from RefSeq and is a predicted model, not a curated record. The coding region runs from base 27 to 1073 and encodes 348 amino acids. Gene Ontology annotation, cellular component: endoplasmic reticulum tubular network. Gene Ontology annotation, biological process: endoplasmic reticulum tubular network organization. NCBI's taxonomy places the organism in Eukaryota, Fungi, Ascomycota, Pneumocystomycetes, Pneumocystales, Pneumocystaceae. The transcript is spliced from 4 exons.